CACAGCCACGUCCUGCCCCGGCCGCUGCACCCCAGUGUGCCCAGCGCCGCCGGAGCCCCCCACGGCCUCUGCCCGUGCCCUCGGCUGGGAUCCCAGCGCAGCCGGAGCUCGCACCGGGAGCAGCUCGGGGACCCCCAGGCCAAUGGAGCGCGGAGUCCAGCGCUCGAAGAGCGGCCCCAGGGCAGCGCGGGCGGCUUUCUGCCUCCUCCAGAUCCCGGAGCCAGACCCCUUCAGCCUGUGGGUUUAGGUGCUCCUGCUUCGCCUCUCCGGGAGCCGCUGCUGCUGACGGAGGUCCCUGCGCGUCCUCGGGGUCCCUGAUGGACCCUCCAGGGUCCAUCCAGCCUGGGAGAACCACAUGAGUGGCGGAGCAGCAUGGCCAGCGACACGAGGAUGGGGGAGACCCCCCCACGAUGGAGGAGAGCCCGGGACAUAGCACAGGAUGGGAUGGAGAGCAGCAGGAUGCUCUUCCCAAGCCGCAGCGCUGCUGAGCUGGGACUCACAGGCUACCCGGAGCCCGGCAAGCUGAGCUAUGGGACGGAGAAGGGGUGUCCCUGGAGGGGCCCCGAGGGAUGCCUGGGACCAUGUGGCCGGUUGGGCUGCCCCUGCCCUCCUGCCCCACCGUGCCUGCGGGAUGCCCUGUGCCAGCCCGAGGAUGGAGCCGAGCUCCCCACGCUGCCGCCCCCCAGCAAUGGGCAGCCCUGCAAGGGGCACCCAGGACCGCGGUGGGCAGAGGCCGUGCUGGGCCCCCUGGCUCUCUACAGCCACCGGUACCCCCUGGCCCUGCCGGGGAUGGGGAAGCCCCGGGCGGCUGCGGGGGACACGGAUGGUGUCGCUCUGCACCAUUGCCCCUUCGUCACCGAGAGCAAGCACAGCCCCUUCCUCCUGUCCUCGCUGCUGCCCCCCGCGGCCCCGGCUGAGCCCCCGCUUGGCAUCGGCACGGGGGGAUCCAGGGUGAUGAGCGACGAGCGCUUCCCUGGCCUGGAAUGGUGCUUGGGCUCCUACCCCCCCGCAUGGGGACAGCCCCUCUACCUGGGGGUCCCUCCCAGGGACAAAGAGGCUCCGGAGCCCUUCGGUGGCUGCUCCAGCUCAGGGAAUAAGGAGCUGUACCUGAAGAAAGAACCCAGCUUCCACCCCCCAGCCAAGGACCAGGCACCGCUGCAGCUGCUGGGCAAGGGGCAGGCAGGGCAGGAUGGAGGCAGGGAUGGGGACACAGUGGUACCUAGUGCCCCGUGGAGGGGCGGCCGCGCUCCCCAUGCCCACACGCCUCCCCCCAGCACCAGCCACCCCCUUUUCCUCCUGCACCCCAGUGCUGUGGGGAACAGGGGUGGUCCCUGGGUGGGUACCCGGCCCCACGCCACCCAUUUCCCCAUGGAUCCAGGGCCAGGCCGGCCCUCUGAACCCAAAGAUCUGGUGUACCAAAGCCUCCAGCCUGGACCAGCGGAGUUCAACCCAUCACCUCCACUCACGGAUGGGCAUCACCCACCGGUCCACACCAAGCCAGAGCAUGCCCCAGCUUGUCUGUGCACCACACCAGGAUGCGAUGGGUGCCCGGGGAUGGGCUGUGAGGUGCUCGGUCCCUUCGAGCCCCCCCUGGCCAUGCCUCCCCCCAGCAACCACACCAAGCUGAAGAAGACGUGGCUGACGCGGCACUCGGAGCAGUCGCUGCCACACUCACAGUCACCCCAUGGGGAUGGUGGCUCCGAGACUCCCGCAGAGGGCAAGCGCUCAGCCAAGCGCCCGCACAGCACCACGGAUGGAGCCCACGGUGCUGGUGAUGGUGCUGGGGCAGCCAAAAGGGGCACUAAGGCCAUGGAGCCUGUGGCUGUGGCAUGUCGGGGUGAUGGCACAGAGAGCGGAGGGGACCUGGAGAGGAGAAUGGAGCUGGGAGAGGGAGGCCCGGGGGAGCCGCGGUGGCUGCAGAGCGAGCCCUGCACGGCGCUGCCCCGGAGCAUCCCUCGCUGCUGCGCCUGCAGCGGCCGGCGGCAGGAGGAGGACGAGGAGCCCCAGAGCUCCUGCAGGCUGCUGCGCUUCCGCAGGUUUGCCCUCGGGGCCGACGGGCAGCUGAGCCCCGAUGGCUUCUGCACCCUGGGGGAGGCCGAGGGGGAGCUGCUGGAAGCGGCCAGCCCGGAGCGAGGGGUCCGGAGCACCGGCAGCAGCCUCUGCCUGGCCAAGUACCUGCUGCGGGUGCUGGGGGACCCCUUCUGUGAGGCCGUCCGCAGGGACAGGGACGUGUGGGCAGGAGCCCCCGAGGGUAAGCGGGGGCCGGGGUCUGGGGUGACCCCGGGGCCCGGGGGGCUGAGGGCUGUGUUUCCCAUAGGGGUAAGAGCUUGGAGGCGAGGGGCAGGAGCCCCCCAGCUCUGCGACUGCUGCCAGCGCGGCUUCUUCAACUCGCACUGGAGCUGCCCCAGAUGUGGCUUCCAGCUGUGCCCCGAGUGCCACCGCAGCGGGCGGGGGGCUGAUGGACACGAGGGUCCAGCGUGGCCGCCUGAGUGCAUCCCUGGGCAAGCCCACCCCAUCGCACCCCUCAUCCCUACACAGUUCAUCCCCACACGUGUCCUGACCCGGCUCUGGAAGCUGCUGCACAAGGUCCGAGCCCAGUUUGGCAUCGAGUCUCAUUGCCCCUGUGGGGAAGGGGCUGUGGAGCAGAGCCCAGCAGAGCCCCCCCCGGCGAGCAGGCAGGAGCUGAUGGGAGCCGCGGUGCCGCCCCCCCCACCCAGCGAUGGCCACACCGACACCUCCCGACCCACCAAGGAAGAGACCAUGGAGGAGGGGACCAGGUCGCCAGGGCAGGGACCCCCCCGCGGGGCUGUGCCCCCUGGCACCCUCUGUGACCUCCUGGCCUCCACCGCUGUGAAGCUGUGCCUGGGGCAGGAUGGGGUGCGGAUGGCGUUUGCCCCUGUGUCACCUGCUUUACCCAGGGACAACCACUUCACCAGCAUCCUGGACAGCAUCAUCGCUCGCGUGGUGGAGAGGAAGAUCCAGCAGCAGCAGGUGGGGGGCGAGAUGAGUCCCCCAAGUGCUUCUGAGCCCCCCAGCCCACCCAGUCCCCCCAUUUCCCACUGCAUCCUGGCUCCCAGUGGGCUGCUCUGGCUGCAGGACCCCGGCCACGCUGCCAAAUACGAGCUCUUCCAGGAGCACUGGCGGCAGGGCGAGCCUGUCCUGGUUUCAGGGCUGCAGAAGCAGCUGGAGGAGCAGCUGUGGGGACCUGAAUCCUUCCGCUCCUGUGGGAUGGAGCAGGUGCUGGAGGUGGUGAACCUGCGGGCACCGGACACCCGAAUCCGGGUGAGCAGCCGGGAAUUCUGGGAUGGCUUCACCACCAGUGCAGCUUCCCCAGAGCUGGACCAGGGCAGCAGGGAUUUGCUGAAGCUGGAAAGUGGCUUUGGGGACAUGGAGCCGUGUCGGGUCACCAACCUGAGUGCCAGUUUGCCACUGCCCGAAUACUGUGGACCCAGCGGCCGCCUCAACCUGGGCACCUACCUGCAGGGACACUGUGCCCGGCGCUGGCUGCGCCCGCGCAUCUGUGCAGCUUAUGGUGUGAUGCCCCAAGACCGGACCAUUGGGACCAAAACCCUGACGGUGGAGGUGACUGACUCCAUCAGCAUCCUGGUGCACGCUGCGGCCGGGCAGCCGGCGGCUCAGCAGGCCAUGCUCCUGCAAGCUGAGGAUGUGGACGCUGCCCUGAAGGAGCGGCUCCGGGAUGCCGGCAGCCGCCCCGGUGCCUUGUGGCACAUCUUCCGUGCCGAGGACGCCGGCCGCAUCCAGGCUUUCUUGCAGAAGGUACGUGAGGACCAAGGGCAGGACGGGGCGGCCAUGGAGGAGCAGCCUGGUCCCUACCUGGACCUCUCGCUGCGGACACGGCUGUGCCAGGAGUGUGGGGUGAGCGGCUGGACCCUCCUGCAGUGCCUGGGGGAUGCAGUGCUGGUCCCUGCGGGGGCUCCACACCAGGUUCAGACCCUCACCAGCACCAUCAGUGUGGAGCAGAGGUUCCUCUCACCGGAGCACAUCGCACAGCUCCGGGACCACAGCAUGGACCCCACCGGGACCACGCGGCAGCUCCGUGCCCGGCUCGACAGCAUGAUCUUCUCUGCUGUGCGGGAGGCUGUGGGAGCGCUGCAGGGAUGCAAGUGAGGAUGAGGAUGCUUGGACACGGCCGCGGUGCUGCAGGGAGAUGGGGACGGGCACCUCUUGUCUGGGGCUUUGCCCCAGGAGGCUCAGGAGCAGGGAAUAAAAGUGCAGCA
Melopsittacus undulatus (budgerigar) is the source of this 4238-nucleotide messenger RNA. RefSeq names its product HR lysine demethylase and nuclear receptor corepressor (gene HR). NCBI's taxonomy places the organism in Eukaryota, Metazoa, Chordata, Aves, Psittaciformes, Psittaculidae. The record is from RefSeq and is a predicted model, not a curated record. Gene Ontology annotation, biological process: regulation of transcription by RNA polymerase II. The coding region runs from base 373 to 4128 and encodes 1251 amino acids. Gene Ontology annotation, cellular component: histone deacetylase complex; chromatin. The transcript has 18 exons. Gene Ontology annotation, molecular function: histone H3K9 demethylase activity; transcription coregulator activity; chromatin DNA binding.